Messenger RNA from Closterium sp. Yama58-4, 3615 nucleotides. The record is from the annotation of a GenBank genome assembly. NCBI's taxonomy places the organism in Eukaryota, Viridiplantae, Streptophyta, Zygnematophyceae, Desmidiales, Closteriaceae.
AUGACGGCUCCAGUUCCGCCGUCUGAUGAGCAGCAGCGACUCCAGGGCGCGGCAGUGGACGUCCUAAUGCAGGACAGCGGGAUUCCUUCUAUCGGGGACAGCGAUCAGGGCAUGGGGGGAACGGAUGCGCCAGGCCGGAUCCGGGGGGAGGCGGAGGCGCGGGAGGCGGCGGACAUGGCGGAAGAGAUGGCGGAAGCGCAGAUUGGAAGCGGGGAGGCGGGGAAGACGGGGAACUGGCCUCCCGCGGAGGCGCGGACUCCAUGGAAGGUAGCCGAGUCCCCCACCGAUCCCCCUGCCACAGACGCCUCUCCGCCAGGCCUGGUGGCGCCUGCCCCCAUGGGGCCGGAACUCCCGCCAGCAGACGACCCACUGUCGCGCACGUUCCGGUGGCAGAUUGACAACUUCUCCAAGAUCACAGAGCGCAAGAUCUACUCCAAGCCCAACUUCGCCGUGGGGGGAUACAACUGGCGGCUCCUGAUCUUUCCACGUGGCAACACCCAAGCAGAACAGCUGUCAGUGUAUCUUGACGUGGCAGAUGCCCAAACUCUGCCGCCCGGCUGGACCAAGAGCGCGCACUUUGUGCUGUGCCUGAUCAACCAGUACGACCGCAAGAUGAACGUGCGCAGAGACACGAGUCACCAGUUCAGUGCGAGGGAGAGCGACUGGGGCUUCACCUCCUUCAUGUCUCUGCAGGACCUCUACGACCCCUCUAAAGGCUUCCUCGUUAACGACUCAGUGAUCCUCGAGGCUGAAGUGAACGUGCGCGUCGACUACUGGGCUUAUGAUUCAAAGAAAGAGACUGGAUACGUUGGCCUGAAGAACCAAGGAGCCACCUGCUACAUGAACUCUCUUCUCCAGACCUUAUACCACAUCCCGUUCUUCCGAAAAGCGGUUUACCAUAUGCCGACGUCCGAAAACGAGCUUCCAUCCAGCAGCAUCCCUCUCGCUCUCCAGAGCCUGUUUUAUAAGCUCCAGUACACAGACACCAGCGUGGCGACGAAAGACUUAACUAAAAGUUUCGGGUGGGAUACGUACGACUCGUUUAUGCAGCACGAUGUGCAGGAGUUGAACCGGGUGCUGUGUGAGAAGCUGGAGGAUAAGAUGAAGGGGACGGUGGUGGAGGGGACGAUUGAGAAGCUGUUUGAAGGGCACGUGAUGAACUAUAUCGAGUGUGACAAUGUGGAUUACAAGUCCACGCGCAAGGAGUCAUUUUACGACCUGCAGCUGGACGUGAAGGGGUGUCGGGACGUGUAUGCGAGUUUUGACAAGUAUGUGGAGGUGGAGAGGCUGGAUGGCGACAACAAGUACCACGCGGAACAGCACGGGCUGCAGGACGCUAAGAAGGGAGUGCUGUUCGUCGACUUCCCUCCAGUGCUGCAGCUGCAGCUGAAGCGGUUUGAGUACGACUUCAUGCGAGACACAAUGGUCAAGAUCAACGACCGCUACGAGUUCCCUCUGGAGCUGGAUUUGGACCGGGAGAAUCGCAAGUACCUCACACCCGACUGCGAUCGGAGCGUGCGCAACCGUUACCAGCUGCACAGUGUUCUUGUGCACAGCGGGGGAGUACAUGGGGGACACUACUAUGCCUACAUUCGGCCCAACCUCACAGAGCAGUGGUUCAAAUUUGAUGACGAGCGAGUGACAAAGGAGGAUGUGAAGCGAGCACUGGACGAGCAGUAUGGGGGAGAGGAGGAGCUGAGCCAAACCAACCCCGGGUUCAACCAUGCGCCCUUCAAGUUCACCAAGUUCAGCAACGCCUACAUGCUCGUGUACAUUCGGGAGAGCGACCGGGACAGCAUCCUGUGCAACGUGACUGAGAAUGACAUUGCACAGCACCUCGUGGCGCGGUUGAAGCGGGAGCAGGAGGAGAAGGAGCGGAAGCGCAAGGAGAAGGCGGAGGCUCAUCUCUUCACGAUCAUCAAAGUCUCUCGCGACCAGGACCUCUUCAACCAGAUUGGCCGCGACCUAUUCUUCGAUCUCGUGGACCACGAGCGAGUGAGGAGCUUUCGCGUGGCGAAGCAGACGCGGUUUUUGGAGUUCAAGGCGAUGGUGGAGAGGGAGUUGGGGAUUCCAGUGGCGGGGCAGCGGUUCUGGCUCUGGGCGAGAAGGCAAAACCACACGUACCGGCCCAACCGGCCCCUUAACGCCGAGGAGGAGAGCAUGACGGUGGGGCAGCUGAGGGACUCAGUCAGCAAGGCACACGCCAUGGACCUGCGCCUGUUCUUAGAAGGCACGCCGUCCUCCCCUGAUCGGCCGUUGGUUCCUCUGCACGAGAGGGCCAAGGAUGAUAUUUUGCUUUUCUUCAAGUUCUACGACCCAGUCACGGAGACGCUUAGGUACGUGGGUCAUCUGUUUGUGAAGCUAGGGCAGAAGCCGGGCGACGUGAGAGGGAGAAUCAACGAGAUGUGCGGUCUCCCUCCCACGGAGGACAUCCUGAUGUUCGAGGAGAUAAAGUUUGACCCGGCGGUGAUGUGCGAGGCAAUGGACCGCAAGGUGACGUUUAAGGGCGGGCAGCUGGAGGAUGGAGACAUCGUCUGCGUGCAGCGCGCUUCGUUGCCCCCGCCUGCUGCCGAUGGUGCUGCUGCUGGGGGUGCUGGGGGUGCGGGUGCGGUUGGAGGCAGUGCUGUGAGGUACCCGGACGUGCCAUCGUUCCUGGAGUAUGUGCGAAACCGGCAGGUGGUGCACUUCAGACGCCUGGAGAAGCCAAAAGAGGACGCCUUCUGCCUCGAGCUUUCCAAGCAGUACACGUACGAUGAUGUGGUGGCGAGGCUGGCAGAGGAGAUAGGCCUGGACGACCCCUCCAAGAUCCGACUCACCACACACAACUGCUACUCGCAGCAGCCCAAGCCGCCGCCCAUCAAGUACCGAGGGGUGGACAGCCUGACUGACAUGCUCGUUCAUUACAACCAGUCGUCAGACAUCCUCUAUUUUGAGACGCUUGACAUUCCUCUGCCUGAGCUGCAGCGACUCAAGACACUCAACAUCACGUUCCACAACAGCAAGGCGGAGGAGGUGUCAACGCACAACAUUCGCCUGCCCAAGCAAUCAACGGUGGCAGAUGUGCUUGCGGAUCUAAGGACCAAGGUGGAGCUGUCAAACCCCAAGGCUGAACUUCGAAUGCUGCAAGUCUUCUACAACAAGAUUUACAAGAUCUUCCCCCUCACAGAGCAGAUUGAGACCAUCAACGACCAGUACUGGAGCAUUCGCGCGGAGGAGAUUCCUGAAGAGGAGUUGAACAUGGGCCCUCAAGACCGGGUGAUUCACGUGUACCACUACACCCGGGAUGCCGGAGGGCAGAGCCAGAUGCUGCAGACGUUUGGGGACCCGUUCUUCCUGGUGGUGGGGGAGGCGGAGACCCUCGCGGAGGUGAAGCAGCGGAUCAAGGCGCGGCUGGGGACCCCUGAUGAGGAGUUUAGCAAGUGGAACUUUGCCUUUGUGGCCCUGGGCACACCCGAGUACCUUCAGGACUCAGAUGUCGUUGCUGCUCGAUUCCAGAAGCGCGACACAUGGGAGUAUUAUAUGGGCUUGGAACAUCCAGGCACCAACCCCCCCAAGAGGGUGCAGCACAACCAGAACCGGCACGCUUAUGAGAAGCCUGUGAAGAUUUACAACUGA